This is a messenger RNA of Strongyloides ratti, 4323 nucleotides long. Its product is annotated as RhoGEF2. Gene Ontology annotation, molecular function: G protein-coupled receptor binding; guanyl-nucleotide exchange factor activity. The record is from RefSeq and is a predicted model, not a curated record. Gene Ontology annotation, cellular component: cytoplasm. Bases 1 to 4323 code for a protein of 1440 amino acids. NCBI's taxonomy places the organism in Eukaryota, Metazoa, Nematoda, Chromadorea, Rhabditida, Strongyloididae. The transcript has 8 exons. Gene Ontology annotation, biological process: G protein-coupled receptor signaling pathway.
AUGACUUGGUUAAGUGAAACAAUGAUAGUAGCAUUUUUUGACAGUUGCAUGAUUGAAUUUAUAAUUCCUCCUGUCAUUACUUCAAAACCAGUAAUUGUUCACAAUUCUGUGAAUAAUACAAAUACAGACAUUAAUAAACAUUAUAAAACUCAAACUUCAUUAGCAGAAUCUGCUUACUCAUCAUUGGAAAGCCCUUUGGGGCGAUCCACAAAUAUUGUUACAGAUAAUCAAAAUAAUGUUGAUGAUAGUAUAUCAUUAAUUCAAAGAUGUGUUGUAAUAUAUGCUGAUUGUAAUGGAUAUGGUAUAACAACAUCAAAAACUUAUCCUGUUAUAGUUGAAAAUAUUGAUAAAAACGGACCAUCAUUUAAAGCCGGUGUCAAAAAAGGAGAUAGAAUAUUUAAAGUUAAUGGAAUUCAAAUUACUAGAACAAAUUGUUCUAAAGUUUUAAAUAUGAUUUAUGAAAAUUGUAAUGUAGUUUUAACAUUACUUAGUAAACCUUUUGAUAAUACACAAUUAUUAAAUGAAAAUAAUCAAAGAAAUAUUGAGAAACAAAAGAUUGAAGAAUUAAAGAAAGAAAAGAUAACAACUAUUAAUCAAAUGUUACAGGAUGAAAAAAUAAAUGUUGAGAAAUUAAAAGCAUCUUCACCAAAUAAUAAAACACCAUUAAAAAGAGCAUUAAAACGUAUUGAAGUACUUCAAUCACAAUUGAAAAAGUUAGACAGUAAUUUAGUUGAUGGUCAGAUUGAUGAUUAUGAAACAAUAGCUGACGAUUCAUCAUUUAUUGUAUCUCAAAAUCAUUCAUUGAAACAUAGUCACUUUUAUGAAACACAUAAACCAGUUAUGAGUAAUAUUAAAGGAAAUGAUGGGUAUAGCAUUUCUAAAGAAUCUGAUAAUUUUUCAAUGCCAUCUUCAAUUAAUUUAUCCACUCAUGGACCUUUCUCAAAUUUACCUGAAUUAAAAAGUCGCCCAGCACAUCUUGCUAUUUUUAUUAAUUAUUUGUUACAAUUUGCUGAUCCAAGUUGUUUAUUAUUUUGUCUAAUAACAGAUGUAUAUCAAACAGCUCCUGUUACAUAUAAAGAAUUACGUAAAUGGGCAUAUGAAAUAUUUUCAACAUUUUUAAUACCAAAUGCUCCAUUAUCUAUGCCAUCAAUUGAUCAAAAUAUUAUUCAAAAUAUUGAUAAAAUUUUAGCAAAACCAUAUUCAUGUAAUGAAGAAUAUCUUGAAGAAUUACAUAUUGUUUUUAUACCAAGUAAAAGAAAAGCAUUAGAAAAUGUUAAUUUAGAUUUAAUCACCUUUCGUCACAAACAACAAUUAGGUUUAGGUGAUAUUUUUGAACCAAAAAUUUUAGAACAACUUGGUAAAAAUGGUAAUGGUAUGGAAGAUAGAAUUGCUGAACAAAUGUUAUUAAAAACAUUAGAGUCCCAAUAUAAUUUAAUUAAUGGAGAUUUAGAAAAAGCAAAUUCAAAAAAUGUAGCUAUAAUUUGUUCAUUAGCUACAGUUAUAAAAAAUUAUUUUGGCAUGAAACCUAAUUCAACACAUUUUGAAAAACUUCUUGAAAAAAUUCCAACAUUUGUAACUAAAGAUAAAAGUGGGGGAGUGUUUAAAAUGAAAAAUAUAAAUCAAAAAAGAAUUGUAAACAUUAAGGGGCAUCAAUUUAUAUUACAACCUGUAAAUAUUACAAUAUUUUGUUAUCAAUGUCAAGAAGCAGUCUGGGGAGUUAACCCUCAAGCAUAUUUUUGCCAAAAUUGUGAUGUUGUUAUCCAUAAAAUUUGUUCUCAAAAUUUAGUCGAUCAUUGUUAUCCAGCAACACAACAUAAAAAAAAUCAACAAAUAAAAAAAAAAGUUACAUCAACAUUACUUAGUGGUAAAACAACUACUUCUGAUCUAUCACAAAAUAAUACUAUAAAUACACAAUAUAAUACUUCUGAUUAUAGUAUGCCAAUGAAAAAUGUUAUGUCUCUUCAUGAUAUUAACAAUACAAGAUAUCAACCAAUAAGCACUUCAUCUUCUGGGCCAUCAAACAAUGCAAGCAGUUUGGGUGGUUUUACAACUACUGGUAUGAUUCCACCAAAUGUUAUGGAAAGGACGGCUGCUUAUGUUAAAGCUACUGCCGCAUACUCAAAUGCCACUAUAAAUAAACCGCCGACAGGAUCAAUUGUUAUUGAUGAUACUAUAUAUAAUAAAAGUACUUUUUCAGAUAGUGAUAUUAUAUCAACUGGUUCUACUUGGAUAACAAAUAGUGAUUUAAAAGGAAAAUCUGUUUCUAGGUCCCAAAGUUUACAUUGCAAUAAAUCACUUGAUAUUAAAUCACGGGUGAAUAUUGGAAAAAGUGAUGGGCAACAAAUAUUACCUUGUGUAAACGAAUUGUCGCAGAUGGAUUUAAGAGAAAAUAAUGAUAAUUCUCUUAAUGAAAAAUAUACAAAUGUUUUAUCUAAUGGUGAUGAAACAGACAUUUUUGUUGAUUCAGGUGAUAAUGAUAGUGAUCUUGAUGUUAAUCUUGAAAUACCAACACUUGAAAGUAUUUUAAGUACAGAAACAAUAAGACAUCUUAAACCAAAAGAAAGAAAAAGACAAGAAGUAUUAAAUGAAUUUUUUUAUACAGAAAAAACUCAUCUUAGAAAUUUAAAAGUAUUAUAUAAAGUAUUUUAUUGUCCAUUAUUAACAAAAAAAUGGUGUUCAUCAUAUGAAAUUGAAAUAUUAUUUGGUCAACUUGAAGAAUUACUUGAUAUACAUAGAGAAAUAAUUAAAAAAUUUGAAGCACGUAUGGAUAUUUGGCGUCAAAAACCAGAUUAUAAUGGAUUGUAUGGUGAUAUAAGUGAUUUAGUUCUUUCUAUAUUUCAAGGUUCUGAUGGUGAAAGACUUAAAUAUACAGCAGCAGAAUAUUGUAAAAAUCAACAAUAUGCAUUAAAUUAUUUAAGAAAAAAACAAGGUAAAGGAAAAGAAGAUUUAUUGGCAAAAUUUUUAAUGGUUGCUGAAAAUAAUAGUUUAUGUAGAAAACUACAAUUAAAAGAUAUGUUACCAAUGGAAAUGCAACGUCUUGUAAAAUAUCCACUUUUACUUGAGGGUGUUGCUAAAUAUACACCAGAUCCAUCACCAGAAUAUGAUGGUUUAUUAAAUGCUAUAAAUGCUGCUAAAAAAAUUGUAUCAUAUGUUAAUGCAGCAAAAGAAGCAUCAGAAAAUGAAAGAAAAUUAAUGGAAAUUAAUAGUAGAAUUGAUAUGUCAUAUAAAUCAUCUUCAAAUGAAAUAAUAAAAUCAUUUGAUAUUACAAAACAUAAAUUAAUUCAUGAUGGAAGUUUGCAAUGGAAAAUAACAAAAAAUAAAAUUAUUGAUAUGCAUGUUGUAUUAUUACAUGGUUAUUUAAUAUGUUUAACAAAAAGUUCUGAUGGCAACAAACUUUAUUUAAAAUCUCAUGAAACUUCAAAAGAUGUUAGAUUACAUCCAAUAAUGUUUUUAAAUAACUUAAUGAUACGUGAAAAAGCAAAUGAUAAACGUGCAUUUUUUGCAUUAUAUAAAACAAGUGAUUCACAACAAAUGUUUGAUGUUGUUGCACCAACUGUAUCAGAACUUAAAACAUGGUUUAGAUUUUUAGGUGAACAAAUAGAAAUAAUACAAAAAGAUAAUCUUAGUGAUCCAACAUUAAGAUUAAAUGAUAGUCAUAAUGAAAUUAAAAAUAGAUUAUUAUUAUCUAAUAGUGAUGAUAUAAAUGGUUCAGAUUCAGAUAAAGUUCAUGUUGUUACACAUCCAAGAUUAGUUGAUGCUAAUGAAAUAAUGAUUCAACAACCAACUGUUUUUGAACAUGCUGAACCAAUAUUAACACCAGAAGAGAAACUUAAAAGAAAUGAUAGAAUAAUUGUAGCAGCAUUAUGUGAAAAACAUCAAAUAUUAUGUUCAUUAAUAAGUUCAAUAUCAAAAGAACAAUUAAUACAACUAUCAGAAAAAUUAGCUGGUUUAUCAGUGGUAGAUUUAAAACAAAAAGAUUCAAAAGAACUUGCAUUAUCAGCAAUAGUUCAUGGUAAUCGUUUAUUAGAUUCUAUAAAUAAAGGAAUGUCUGUCCGUCGUAGUAAUGAUAGUGAAUCAACUUAUCAAUUAGAUGACUAUGAAAAACAUCUCCCAUCUGUUCCUUGCUAUAAAUUAACAACAAUUGCAGCUCCGCUUAUGAAUCAUCUAAAAGCACUCCUUCAAACUAUUCAAGAUCAACAAAAUGAAAUAAUUGAACUUAAAAAACAAUUAAAUACAACAAUUGGACAUUUAGUAAUGAAAGGUUUGCCAUUAGAUGAUACUCCACCCGCAGUUCCAAACACAUUACCCCCAGAGGAUUUAUAA